AUGAAGACGCUGACUGUGUCUGCACUUCUUUGUGGCGUGUUGGCUCUGACCUCAGCUGCCGAUGGACAAACACCUUGCCCCGGUGGUUGGAAUAAGAUCAUCGAUCGCUGUUUUCUCUUUGUUCCAAGAACCAUGAGUUGGGCCAGUGCUGAGAAGAACUGUCAGUCCUUGGGGGCAAACCUUGCAUCUGUACACACAGCAGAGGAGUACCAUGGCAUUAAGAAGAUGAUCUCUGACAGAACUCAUAGACAUCCAGAGGCAUGGCUCGGAGGCUCCGACAGUGAAGAGGAGGGAAUGUGGUUCUGGAGUGAUGGUUCCCCUUUCGGCUUUUCGUACUGGUGCAGAGGAGAGCCAAACAAUCGACUCAAGCAGCACUGUUUACAGAUGAAUCAUGGGGAUGACAAAUGUUGGGACGAUGACAAAUGUCACCGUGACCUUCCUUCUGUCUGUGCCAAGUUACCUGCAUGA
Molecule: messenger RNA, 468 nt
Organism: Labrus mixtus (cuckoo wrasse)
Lineage: Eukaryota; Metazoa; Chordata; Actinopteri; Labriformes; Labridae
Product: ladderlectin-like
Exons: 5
Coding region: 1-468 (155 amino acids)
Molecular function (GO): signaling receptor activity
Source: RefSeq, a predicted model, not a curated record